AUGUUUCUUGGACUGGAAGUUCAGCGAGAAGGCGAGCUUGGCGAGAUAACGUUAAGUCAGAGCCAGUAUAUAGAAAAUCUACUUCAGCGGCACGGUAUUAAGGAGUGUAGAGCAGCUGCAACACCACUGGAUGCCGGAUUCCAAAUCACGUGUGAUAAAGAGGGAUGCAAAAUAGUCAACGAACAGGCUUAUCAAGCGGUCAUUGGUGAACUCAUGUGGUUGGCGCUAUCAUCAAGGCCAGACAUUUUACAUUCAGUAUCUAAAUUGGCGCAGCGCAACAAGGAUCCCCACAGUGAGAAUUUGACAGGAGUAAAACAUGUACUCAGAUAUUUGGCAUCAACAAAAGAUCUAAAACUGCAUUACAAAAUUAGCAAUGAGCCUCUAACUGGUUACGUGGAUGCUGACUGGGGAGGUGACAAAACUGAUAGAAAAUCAAACACAGGAUACCUAUUCUAUCUGGCUGGAGGACCGAUUUCGUGGAAAUCUGAAAAACAACGCAGCGUAGCUCUAGUACAGAAGCGGAAUACAUGGCAUUAUCAUCCGCAUGCAAGAAAGCGAUUUCUUUAA
Molecule: messenger RNA, 567 nt
Organism: Drosophila santomea
Lineage: Eukaryota; Metazoa; Arthropoda; Insecta; Diptera; Drosophilidae
Product: secreted RxLR effector protein 161-like
Exons: 1
Coding region: 1-567 (188 amino acids)
Source: RefSeq, a predicted model, not a curated record